Sorghum bicolor (sorghum) is the source of this 801-nucleotide messenger RNA. RefSeq names its product cytochrome b5. NCBI's taxonomy places the organism in Eukaryota, Viridiplantae, Streptophyta, Magnoliopsida, Poales, Poaceae. Bases 144 to 566 code for a protein of 140 amino acids. Gene Ontology annotation, cellular component: intracellular membrane-bounded organelle; membrane. The record is from RefSeq and is a predicted model, not a curated record. The transcript has 4 exons. Gene Ontology annotation, molecular function: heme binding.
UAUAUUUAGUCAGCAGCAGCGGCCGGUGCAGGAGCCGGGCACACGGGAUCAACCGGCCAAACGGUGGUAUAGCUACAGCAGAGUCAUCAUCCCUUGAGGCGCGCCCUGCUGCUCGACCUGUGAGCCUGUGAAGCAAGGUCGCCAUGGCGGGAGGCAAGGUUUACUCGUUCGAGGAGGUGAGGAAGCACAGCGAUCGCAAGGAUUGCUGGCUCAUCAUCGCCGGCAAGGUGUACGACGUCACGCCGUUCAUGGAGGAGCACCCGGGCGGCGACGAGGUCCUGCUGGCGUGCGUCGGAAAGGACGCCACCGCCGAUUUCGAGGACAUCGGCCACACCGACUCCGCCAAGGAGCUGAUGCCGCAGUACUGCGUCGGCGAGGUCGACGCGGCUACCAUCCCGGCCAAGCUCACCCACGCCGUCGUCACCAAGGACGCCGCCAGCAGGUCCGAGAAGACCACGACGGCGAGCGCCGGCACCUGGGCCACGCUCCUGCAGCUCGCCCUGCCCGUCCUGCUGCUGGCCCUGGCCUUCGCGCUGCAGAACUAUAGCAGGGCCAAGGCAGCGUAGACAAGAUAGAUAGCUACCGUCGUUGAUUCCGCCUGUGUGAGUGAUACCGUCGUUGAUUCCGCUGUGCCGCGGGCCUGCGGCCUCUUGGAAGCAUCUGAAAGCUGGAGCAGUUGUUGAUGCGAGUGUGACGUACUGUGACAAAGUAUAUCCUAAAGUGCUAAUUAAUUAAGCCGCUCGUGGUAUCGUUACUUUCGUAUAAUAAUGGUUGAAUUUUGUUCCUGGUAAAGUUUGUUAC